This is a messenger RNA of Blumeria graminis f. sp. triticale, 1731 nucleotides long. NCBI's taxonomy places the organism in Eukaryota, Fungi, Ascomycota, Leotiomycetes, Helotiales, Erysiphaceae. The record is from the annotation of a GenBank genome assembly.
AUGAACAGUAUGUCUUUGAAUAUUCCCAACGCCCCAAAUUCAACCCUCUUCAAGCAAGGAUACUCUAACUACGCUUCUGAGGAUGGCGCUGUUUUACGGAAUAUUGAUGCCUGUCGUGCCAUCUCUUCUACUGUUCAAACCUCCUUUGGGCCAUAUGGACGAAACAAAAUAGUCAUAAACCAUCUACAAAAAAUGAUUUUAACAUCAGAUGCUGCCACUAUACUUCGUGAACUCGAUGUGGUACACCCCGCAGCAAAACUUAUUGUCAUGGCAAGCCAGCAGCAAGAGUCUGAAAUUGGAGAUGCUACAAACCUAGUAGUCAUCCUGGCAGGCGAGCUUUUGAAGAAAGCGGAGCAAUUAUUGAGGAUGGGUCUUAGAACCAGCGAUGUUAUUCGAGGCUAUGAACUAGCACAAGAGUUUGCUCUCAGUGAACUCGAGAAUCUUGCUAUAGAUAAAGUUGAGGAUAUACGAUCGCAAACAGAGCUAAGUAAAGCAAUCAAAACAGUCAUCGCCAGCAAACAAAGUGGUUGCGAAAUAUUUUUGGCAGACUUGGUUGCAGAAGCAGUGCUCACUGUCCUCCCCAAAAAUCCAGUAAAUUUCAAUGUUGAUAACGUUCGCGUGGUUAAGAUCAUGGGUGGCAGCCUUGAGCAAAGCAAAGUUGUGAAAGGAAUGGUUUUUGGCCGAGAACCUGAUGGGUCGGUUAAAAAGGUCACAAAAGCAAAGGUUGGUGUAUUCUCUUGUCCUAUCGAUAUCAGUCAAACCGAAACGAAGGGUACGGUACUCAUCCACAACGCUGGCGAAAUGCUGGACUUCUCAAAGGGAGAAGAGAAGCAACUUGAAUCACACAUCAAAGAACUUCAUGACUCUGGCCUCAGAGUUAUCGUCGCUGGAUCGACAGUCGGUGAGCUAGCAAUGCAUUAUAUCAAUAGAUACGGCAUAUUGGUCAUUCGAAUCCUCAGUAAAUUUGAACUUCGCAGGCUUUGUCGAGUUGUAGGAGCUACCCCACUAGCUAGGUUAGGAGCUCCAAUGCCUGAAGAGAUGGGUAGCAUUGAUGCAGUUGAGACCCUGGAAAUUGGUGGGGAUCGAGUGACAGUAUUUCGACAAGAAAACGAGACUACUCGAACGGCAACUCUUGUCAUCAGGGGAGCUACUCAGAACCAGCUCGAUGACGUUGAACGUGCUAUUGAUGACGGGGUUAAUAUUGUCAAGGCUAUAUCAAGGGACCCACGACUAGUUCCUGGAGCUGGUGCUACUGAGAUGAAAUUAGUUGAGAGAAUCCAGGCCUUUGGUGAUAAGACUCCAGGUCUAGCACAAUACUCUAUCCGAAAAUUUGGUGAAGCAUUUGAAGUUGUGCCAAGGAUUUUGGCAGAAAGUGCUGGGUUAGACGCUACCGAAGUACUAAGUAGUUUAUAUACAGCUCAUCAUAAGCGUAACGAUUGGGUAACCGGCGUUGAUAUUGAGAACCAAAAUAACACAGGAACCUUAGAUGUUAGGGACGAGGGUAUCUCGGACCUUCUCGUUGCUAAAAGCUGGGCUAUCAAAUUAGCUACUGAGGCGGCUCGUACAGUGCUUUCCGUUGAUCAGAUUAUCGUUGCUAGACAAGCGGGAGGUCCAAAACCUCCUGGCCCCAAUCCUGUAAGUCAUCAGUAUCGAUAUCAUAUGCGUAUGCUAAGAUGUGACAGAACUGGGAUGAAGAUUAGAUAUACCACAUUGCUUUGCAAGACCCUUUAG